Zingiber officinale is the source of this 1658-nucleotide messenger RNA. Its product is annotated as ethylene-responsive transcription factor 1-like. Gene Ontology annotation, molecular function: DNA-binding transcription factor activity; DNA binding. Bases 158 to 1231 code for a protein of 357 amino acids. The record is from RefSeq and is a predicted model, not a curated record. Lineage: Eukaryota; Viridiplantae; Streptophyta; Magnoliopsida; Zingiberales; Zingiberaceae. Gene Ontology annotation, biological process: regulation of DNA-templated transcription; ethylene-activated signaling pathway. The transcript has 3 exons.
UAAUAUUAAUCCCACACUCACCAAUUUCAUGCUUUUUUUAGAAGUCGUCCACUUUUGAUGUAUAUAAAUAACCACUUCACCUCCAGCCCACUCCCGAUCCACGGCCAAGGCCUUGAUUUCCAAGAGAAGAGGAAGAAAAGAUAAAAUCUUUGAAGAUAUGUGCGGCGGAGCAAUCAUCUCCGACCUUAUCUCGCCGGUUCCCUUCCGCCGAGUGAAGGCUGAGCAUCUCUGGCCCCGCGGUAAUAGGAAGAGCAAGCAACUCAGGAUGACGGUCGACGACGACUUCGAGGCUGACUUCGAGGAGUUCGAUGUUGAAUCGGAAGAGGAGGAGUACAAAGACGAAGAGGAGGUUGAUGUCAAGCCCUUUGAUUUUGGGUCCAGAUCGUCCUUCGCUCAAGGGGGCUUAACUACUCUCAGAUCAAGAGAUCUUGGAGGAUAUGAUGCUAAGUCAGCCAAAAGGAAGAGAAAGAAUCAAUUUCGUGGAAUUCGUCAGCGUCCAUGGGGCAAAUGGGCAGCUGAAAUUAGAGACCCAUGCAAAGGGGUUCGAAUUUGGCUCGGUACAUUCAAUUCUGCUGAGGAGGCUGCAAGAGCCUAUGAUGCUGAGGCUCGCCGAAUACGUGGAACAAAAGCCAAGGUGAACUUCCCCUCUGCAGCCAACCGAGAUGCCAAAAAACGCAACUUAAAACCUAACACCAUAAGGGGACAGAAGCUGAAGCAUUCAGAAAAACAUGAAUUCAUGGAGUUGAAGGAUCUGAACAACCAAAAUUGUGAAUUCUAUUCUACCAUGGGCCUCCCGGAAGAAUGUCUAACGAAGCCUGGCUUUUUAAAUCCAUCUUCAAAGACAAAGCCUAGCGCGUCCUUUGAAGGUCUAAGCUUUCAUGCGAAUGAGGGAAGUAACAAUUUUGGUCAUCCAGGAUUUAUGUGUGAACAAGAGGCCAAAUCCCCAGAGAUUAUUUCAAUUACCACUCCCACAGUUAUCCAAAACAAUGAUACUGGAUCAUUGGCAGUCAAUAGCCAUCUAAACAAUUCCAACGAGAACAAUGGAGUUCAAAUCUCUGAAGAUAUAUCUGAUUUCGAUGCCUACAUAAAGUUCCUGCGACUUGCUUACCUUGAGGGGAAUUCUGAUCUGUCGAUGGGCUAUCUAUUUGGUGGCGAGCUGACCCAGGAUGAUCAGAGUGCAAUGAACCUCUGGAGCUUUGACGACAUGCCCAUAGCGGGCAGUGCCUACUAAGGGACUUCAGCUAGCUCUACCAGUGUACUAUGUAUACAAGCAAACAAGAACCAAUAUCGAUAGAGGGUAGCAAGAUAUGGAAAUGCUUGCUUGACUAUUAUGAAUCUAUGUGGAAUAGAAUAUGGUUUUCUGAACAAUCAUCAAGAACAGCAUUAUUUUGCUGCCAUGUAAAGUGUCUUAUCCUGUUACUUUUGCACUUGAUAUGUAUUUUCUGCAUUUUCUUUUUCAAGAGGUGACAUGCCUUUAACAUGGCAGGAUGCUUUCAUUGUCUAUCUUUUUCCAUUGUUACUCCUCAAGGUGGACAUUUAUGUGAGGCUAAAAUUGAUGGUGUAUGUAUUAAAUGAAUUGUAAACACAGGUACUGUUCCACAAUAAUAUCUUCAUCUUGUUACCCGUCAAUAAUAUAUUAGUUCAAUCUUUUGUCUGAA